UCCAGAGCUGACCUGUCCAGGACGAAGCAUAACUAACGAAGCUGCUGCAGGAUGAGAAGAUGGCAGCGCGGCUGCUUGCACCACCAGGCCCUGAUAGUUUCAAGCCGUUUACCCCUGAGUCACUGGCAAACAUUGAGAGGCGCAUUGCUGAGAGCAAGCUCAAGAAACCACCAAAGGCCGAUGGCAGCCAUCGGGAAGAUGAUGAGGACAGCAAGCCCAAACCAAACAGUGACCUGGAAGCAGGGAAGAGUUUGCCUUUCAUCUACGGGGAUAUCCCCCAAGGCCUGGUUGCAGUUCCCCUGGAGGACUUUGACCCAUACUAUUUGACGCAGAAAACCUUUGUAGUAUUAAACAGAGGGAAAACUCUCUUCAGAUUUAGUGCCACGCCUGCCUUGUACAUUUUAAGUCCUUUUAACCUGAUAAGAAGAAUAGCUAUUAAAAUUUUAAUACAUUCAGUAUUUAGCAUGAUCAUUAUGUGCACUAUUUUGACCAACUGUGUAUUCAUGACUUUUAGUAACCCUCCUGAGUGGUCGAAGAAUGUGGAGUACACAUUCACAGGGAUUUAUACAUUCGAAUCAGUAGUGAAAAUCCUUGCAAGAGGUUUCUGCAUAGAUGGCUUUACCUUUUUACGGGAUCCAUGGAACUGGUUAGAUUUCAGUGUCAUCAUGAUGGCAUAUGUGACAGAGUUUGUGGACCUGGGCAAUGUCUCAGCGCUGAGAACAUUCAGGGUUCUCCGAGCUUUGAAAACUAUCUCUGUAAUUCCAGGCCUGAAGACAAUUGUGGGCGCCCUCAUUCAGUCUGUGAAGAAGCUGUCAGAUGUGAUGAUCCUGACAGUAUUCUGCCUGAGUGUUUUCGCCCUGAUUGGACUGCAGCUGUUCAUGGGGAACCUGCGAAACAAGUGUGUUGUGUGGCCCAUAAACUUCAACGAGAGCUAUCUUGAAAACGGCACCAGAGGCUUUGACUGGGAAGAGUAUAUCAACAAUAAAACAAAUUUUUACACAGUUUCUGGCAUGCUGGAACCUUUACUCUGUGGGAACAGUUCUGAUGCUGGGCAAUGCCCAGAGGGAUACCAGUGUAUGAAAGCAGGAAGGAACCCCAACUAUGGUUACACAAGUUUUGACACUUUUAGCUGGGCCUUCUUGGCUUUAUUUCGCCUUAUGACCCAGGACUACUGGGAAAACUUGUAUCAACUGACCUUACGAGCAGCUGGAAAAACAUACAUGAUCUUCUUCGUCUUGGUAAUUUUUGUGGGUUCUUUCUAUCUGGUGAACUUAAUCUUGGCUGUGGUGGCCAUGGCUUAUGAAGAGCAGAAUCAGGCAACACUGGAGGAAGCAGAGCAAAAAGAGGCUGAAUUCAAAGCAAUGUUAGAGCAACUUAAGAAACAACAGGAAGAGGCACAGGCUGCCGCAAUGGCCACUUCGGCCGGCACUGUCUCAGAAGAUGCCAUCGAGGAAGAAGGUGAAGAAGGGGUUGGCUCUCCUCGGAGCUCAUCUGAAAUUUCUAAACUCAGUUCAAAAAGUGCCAAAGAAAGACGUAACAGGAGAAAGAAGAGGAAACAGAAGGAACUCUCUGAAGGAGAGGAGAAAGGAGAUCCUGAGAAGGUGUUUAAGUCAGAGUCAGAAGAUGGUAUGAGGAGGAAGGCCUUUCGGCUACCAGACAACAGAAUAGGGAGGAAAUUUUCCAUCAUGAAUCAGUCACUGCUCAGCAUCCCAGGCUCCCCUUUCCUCUCCCGCCACAACAGCAAGAGCAGCAUCUUCAGCUUCCGGGGCCCUGGGCGUUUUCGAGAUCCUGGCUCUGAGAAUGAGUUCGCGGACGACGAGCACAGCACGGUGGAGGAGAGCGAGGGCCGCCGGGACUCGCUGUUCAUCCCGAUCCGGGCUCGAGAGCGCCGCAGCAGCUACAGCGGCUACAGCGGCUACAGCCAGGGCAGCCGCUCCUCGCGCAUCUUCCCCAGCCUGCGGCGAAGCGUGAAGCGCAACAGCACGGUGGACUGCAACGGCGUGGUGUCCCUUAUCGGAGGGCCUGGCUCCCACAUCGGUGGGCGGCUCCUGCCAGAGGUGAAAAUAGAUAAGGCAGCUACUGAGGACAGUGGAACAACAGAGGUGGAAAUUAAGAAGAAAGGCCCUGGAUCUCUUUUAGUAUCCAUGGACCAACUGGCCUCCUAUGGACGAAAAGACAGAAUCAACAGUAUAAUGAGUGUUGUUACAAAUACACUAGUAGAAGAGCUGGAAGAGUCUCAGAGAAAGUGCCCACCAUGCUGGUAUAAAUUUGCCAACACUUUCCUCAUCUGGGAGUGUCACCCCUAUUGGAUAAAACUGAAAGAGAUUGUAAACUUGAUUGUUAUGGACCCUUUUGUGGACUUGGCCAUCACCAUCUGCAUUGUACUGAACACACUGUUUAUGGCAAUGGAGCACCAUCCUAUGACGCCACAGUUUGAACAUGUCUUGACUGUAGGAAAUCUGGUUUUCACUGGAAUUUUCACGGCAGAAAUGUUCCUGAAGCUAAUAGCCAUGGAUCCUUACUAUUAUUUCCAAGAAGGUUGGAAUAUUUUUGACGGAUUUAUUGUCUCCCUCAGUUUAAUGGAACUGAGUCUAGCAGAUGUGGAGGGGCUUUCAGUGCUGCGAUCUUUCCGAUUGCUCCGAGUCUUCAAAUUGGCCAAAUCCUGGCCCACCCUGAAUAUGCUGAUCAAGAUUAUUGGAAAUUCAGUGGGUGCCCUGGGUAACCUGACCCUGGUGCUGGCCAUUAUUGUCUUCAUCUUUGCCGUGGUGGGAAUGCAGCUCUUUGGGAAAAGCUACAAAGAGUGUGUCUGCAAGAUCAACCAGAACUGUGAACUUCCUCGCUGGCACAUGCAUGACUUUUUCCAUUCCUUCCUCAUUGUCUUUCGAGUAUUGUGCGGGGAGUGGAUUGAGACCAUGUGGGACUGCAUGGAGGUGGCGGGCCAGGCCAUGUGCCUCAUUGUCUUUAUGAUGGUCAUGGUCAUUGGCAACUUGGUGGUGCUGAAUCUGUUUCUGGCCUUGCUUCUGAGCUCCUUCAGUGCAGACAACCUGGCAGCCACUGACGAUGAUGGCGAAAUGAACAACCUACAGAUCUCAGUCAUCCGCAUCAAGAAAGGUGUCGCUUGGACCAAACUAAAAGUACAUGCCUUUAUGCAGGCUCACUUUAAGCAGCAUGAGGGGGAUGAAGUGAAACCCCUGGAUGAGCUGUAUGAAAAGAAGGCCAACUGUAUCGCCAACCACACUGGUGCAGACAUCCAUAGGAAUGGUGACUUUCAGAAGAAUGGCAAUGGCACAACCAGUGGCAUUGGCAGCAGUGUGGAGAAGUACAUCAUUGAUGAAGACCAUAUGUCCUUCAUCAACAAUCCCAACUUGACUGUGCGGGUGCCCAUUGCUGUAGGCGAGUCUGAUUUUGAGAACCUCAACACAGAAGAUGUUAGCAGCGAGUCGGAUCCUGAAGGCAGCAAAGAUAAAUUGGAUGACACUAGCUCCUCCGAAGGAAGCACCAUUGAUAUCAAGCCAGAAGUAGAAGAAGUCCCUGUGGAACAGCCCGAGGAGUACUUGGAUCCAGAUGCCUGCUUCACAGAAGGUUGUGUCCAGCGGUUCAAGUGCUGCCAGGUCAACAUUGAAGAAGGGCUGGGCAAGUCUUGGUGGAUCCUGCGGAAAACCUGCUUUCUCAUCGUAGAGCACAAUUGGUUUGAGACCUUCAUCAUCUUCAUGAUUCUGCUCAGCAGUGGUGCCCUGGCCUUUGAGGACAUCUACAUUGAACAGAGGAAGACUAUUCGCACUAUCCUGGAAUACGCUGACAAGGUCUUCACCUACAUCUUCAUCCUGGAGAUGUUGCUCAAGUGGACGGCCUAUGGGUUUGUCAAGUUCUUCACCAAUGCCUGGUGCUGGCUGGACUUCCUCAUCGUGGCUGUCUCUUUAGUCAGCCUUAUAGCUAAUGCCCUGGGCUACUCGGAACUAGGUGCCAUAAAGUCCCUUAGGACCCUAAGAGCUUUGAGACCCUUAAGAGCCUUAUCACGAUUUGAAGGGAUGAGGGUGGUGGUGAAUGCCUUGGUGGGUGCCAUCCCCUCCAUCAUGAAUGUGCUGCUGGUGUGUCUCAUCUUCUGGCUGAUUUUCAGCAUCAUGGGUGUUAACCUGUUUGCCGGAAAGUACCACUUCUGCUUUAAUGAGACUUCUGAAAUCCGAUUCGAAAUUGAACAUGUUAACAAUAAAACUGAGUGUGAAAAGCUGAUGGAGGGGAACAACACAGAGAUCAGAUGGAAGAACGUGAAGAUCAACUUCGACAACGUUGGGGCAGGGUAUCUGGCCCUUCUUCAAGUAGCAACCUUCAAAGGCUGGAUGGACAUCAUGUAUGCAGCCGUAGAUUCCCGAAAGCCUGAUGAGCAGCCUAAGUAUGAGGACAACAUCUACAUGUAUAUCUACUUUGUCAUCUUCAUCAUCUUCGGCUCCUUCUUCACCCUGAACCUCUUCAUUGGUGUCAUCAUUGAUAACUUCAAUCAACAAAAGAAAAAGUUUGGAGGUCAGGACAUCUUCAUGACUGAGGAACAGAAGAAGUACUACAAUGCCAUGAAAAAGCUGGGCUCAAAGAAACCACAGAAACCGAUUCCCCGUCCUUUGAACAAAAUCCAAGGUAUCAUCUUUGAUUUUGUCACUCAACAAGCCUUUGACAUUGUUAUCAUGAUGCUCAUCUGCCUUAACAUGGUGACAAUGAUGGUAGAGACAGAUACUCAGAGCAAGCAGAUGGAGAACAUUCUCUACUGGAUUAAUCUGGUCUUUGUCAUCUUCUUCACCUGUGAGUGUGUGCUCAAAAUGUUUGCCUUGAGGCACUACUACUUCACCAUUGGCUGGAACAUCUUCGACUUCGUGGUGGUCAUCCUCUCCAUUGUAGGGAUGUUUCUGGCUGAUAUCAUUGAGAAAUACUUUGUUUCCCCAACCCUAUUCCGAGUCAUCCGAUUGGCCCGUAUUGGGCGCAUCUUGCGUCUAAUCAAAGGUGCCAAAGGGAUUCGUACCCUGCUCUUUGCCUUAAUGAUGUCCUUGCCUGCCCUGUUCAACAUUGGCCUUCUGCUCUUCCUGGUCAUGUUCAUCUUCUCCAUCUUUGGGAUGUCCAAUUUUGCAUACGUGAAGCAUGAGGCUGGCAUUGAUGACAUGUUCAACUUUGAGACAUUUGGCAACAGCAUGAUCUGCCUGUUUCAGAUCACAACCUCGGCUGGUUGGGAUGGCCUGCUGCUCCCCAUCCUUAACCGCCCCCCUGACUGCAGCCUGGACAAGGAACACCCAGGGAGUGGCUUUAAGGGAGACUGCGGGAACCCCUCUGUGGGCAUCUUCUUCUUUGUAAGCUACAUCAUCAUCUCCUUCUUGAUUGUGGUGAACAUGUACAUUGCCAUCAUCUUGGAGAACUUCAGUGUAGCUACAGAAGAAAGUGCAGACCCUCUGAGUGAGGAUGACUUUGAGACCUUCUAUGAGAUCUGGGAGAAGUUUGACCCCGACGCCACCCAGUUCAUUGAGUACUGUAAGCUGGCAGACUUCGCAGAUGCCUUGGAGCAUCCUCUCCGAGUCCCCAAGCCCAACACCAUUGAGCUCAUCGCCAUGGAUCUUCCAAUGGUGAGUGGGGAUCGCAUUCACUGCUUGGACAUCCUUUUUGCCUUCACCAAGCGGGUCUUGGGAGACAGCGGAGAGUUGGACAUCCUGCGACAGCAGAUGGAGGAGCGGUUCGUGGCAUCCAAUCCUUCCAAAGUGUCUUACGAGCCAAUCACAACCACCCUGCGACGCAAGCAGGAGGAGGUGUCUGCAGUGGUCCUGCAGCGAGCCUACCGGGGACAUUUGGCAAGGCGAGGCUUCAGCUGCAAAAAGAUGACUUCCAAUAAGCUAGAGAAUGGAGGCACCCACCAGGAGAAAAAGGAGAGCACCCCAUCCACAGCCUCCCUCCCAUCCUAUGACAGUGUAACUAAACCUGACAAGGAGAAACAGCAGCGGGCAGAGGAAGGAAGAAAGGAAAGAGCCAAAAGACAAAAAGAGGUCAGAGAAUCCAAAUGUUAGAGGAGAGCAACAGUGAAAUAUUUACUGGUUUAAAACUUGCAAGUGAAAGAUUGUUUACAAACUUCCUGAAUAUUAUCAAUGCAGAACAGCUGUGCUGUGGAGACGCUGUAACCUGAAGAUCUAUACCAAACGUAGUCUGCUUAUCACGUGACACGGUUGCAUCUUGAGCAGUGACCUGCCAAGGGCAAAAGACCCUGCUCCCUGGACUCACAGAUUUUCUAUUGCUUGGGCAGGUGGUUACUGCAUGUUCCACAUUCAGUCAAUGCAACUUAGAACAAAAUUAACAGGAUACAAAAACAGAAGAGAGGCUGCCGGGACCAGCAUAUUUCCGUUGCAGCCAAAUGGAUUUUAUUUUUUCAUUUUGUUGAUUCUCAGAAGCAGAAAGCAUCACUUUAAAAGUUUGUUUGUUCAUGCAAACUAUAUUUGCAUUCUUACCUUAGUUAAGCUAAGCGGCAAAAAGAAAAAACACACACACACUCACAUUUAGCCCAUGUCAUUAAAUGGUCAGUUACUUUGACAUAAAUUGCAUCUUCUCCACAUGGGCUUCACAUGGUUUGGAGAUGGGUGGGGGAACACAAUCAGGUUUUUCAGGCUGAGGAGGACUUGCUCAGGCCAAUUCCAAACAUUGUGCUCGUUCAGUGCAUAGAAAUGAUUUGCAUGAUGGCAUGCUGUGAUCAGAAGUCAUGCAUGAGAUCCAUACACUACAGGACACUACUAAUCCUGUCCCCUGCAUUGGGUCAGCCUUUGGAAAGGACCCAGUCCUGCACCGUUCACUGUAUUUGGAGAAAAUGGUAAGAGUUCCAUACUGGCUGCAAUUCUUUAUAAGUCUUCAAAGUCUUUCAUACACCUUCUGGGUAGGGAAACAUAACUAAUCAAUUGACCACCACUAACAAAAAACAAACCCAAUCCAACAAGCAGAUGGAUCCGUUGUGUGUAUAUGUUUAACAGACAUCUCUAACAUAGAGCCAUUGUUGCACAUUUUGCAAGAUGAACUAUUUAAUGCUGCUCUGUGUCUAGUACACGGGGAGACUUUGAUCCUGAAUGGCUUGUACUAUUUCUGUCACUGUAAAACCAAAAACUAGGGCUAAAAAAGAAAGUUCAUUUGUAUCUUGCAAUAUUUAUGAUGAUUAUUUAGCCUUCAUACAGGAGAACUGACACUUAUUUGGGGUAGAGAUAAAAGUGCUAUUUAGGGUAGCAUGUUUAUCUCUAGGGGGUACUUUGGGGAACCUAAAAUGACCUUUCACUGGGGUAUAUGGGGUGCUCACUUCAUUUAGUGUCAUGUCCUUCCACAUCAUGGCUUUCUCCAGGCUUGGGUCUCUAUGGAGAGGGGUUCGGCUAUUCUGACCUGCCCUCUCCUUUCUGCAGAGAGGUUGCCACAGGGUCAUACCUGCAUGGCUCCUCCUGCCUCCACCAUGUUUCUCCACCCAGCAGGGCUUCCCUUCCCACCCUGCAGGGCUGGGGAGGGCAGCAGCACUGGAUAUGGCUAUAGUUCCCUUCAUUUAUGAUUAGAAUAAUGGUCACUGGUGGGACCUGAGGUAGAGAUGGAGCCGCCUCUGAACCAAGCCCACUUGAUUUCUUUACUGCACUGGUUUUUAUUAGAAAGUGACUUAAUAUUAAUUCUUUAGGAUAUUCCAGCUUCUCUCAGUACAUUCCCUUCCAGCCAGGUUUGCUAUCUGCUUGAUGACCUGCCCAUUGUCAUUGGAGGGUGGCUUCUGGGGGAGCGUCUUCUCUUUCAUUCCAUCUCCCGCUUUAUGGAAGACAGUUCUUAGUGCAGGGGUAUAUCAUGCGAUGACAGGGUUUCAAAGCCAAGAUGCUGCAGUUAGAUGUUUCAGGAAGUCUAUUUGAAGAGCGGAGAAAGACUGGUGAACCAAAUCAAAAUAAAUUCUUCCUGAACCAUAUAAUAGAGGGGGAGAAGAAACCAACCCGUUACCAGACACACCAAUCUGCCUUGCAGUAGAAGCACUUUGGAUGUAAUUUUACAGUCCACUUGACUAGUUUUGCAUAGAACAAACCACAGCAGCUCAGUAAGCAGAGCUUGCUAUCUUGCUGGACCAUUAGAAACUCCGUCCAGUGCUCUCAAGCCUUCUUCUGCGGCACCAUCCGUAGGGUUUUGUACUACGCCUGAUGCCAGAUUGGGAAGGCAUUUCUUUCAGUGCCCCUGCUAACUGCUAGGAUGAAUGUAUAGUACCAUGUACAGGUGACAUUGUAAACAGCACAAAACAGAAGCUGACAUGUGGUUAUUCUUUUUAAGAGAAUUAUAAAUACUGUAAUAUAUAAUUUUACUUUAUUGGCAUGCCUUUUGUAAAUACAAAUGAUUAACUUACUAAAUAGGAAAUGGCUUCUGGCUUAUGCCAUUGUCAUGUUUAUUUUUAUUUUUUAUACUUUUCUUUCUUCUUAGAACUUAGAUGCUGUCAGCCAAUGUACAUCCCCAAACCAGACAGACAAAAAAU
Molecule: messenger RNA, 8485 nt
Organism: Heterocephalus glaber (naked mole-rat)
Lineage: Eukaryota; Metazoa; Chordata; Mammalia; Rodentia; Bathyergidae
Source: RefSeq, a predicted model, not a curated record